AUGUCUUCAAUUCCCAUCCCCGAAUCCUACGAGAGCCUAAACCUAACACACAUAAACAUCUCCCACUACCCCCCAUCACCAACAGCAACCCCAAUCGUGAUCCUAAGACUCAACCGCCCAGACAAGAACAAUGCCUUCACACCACAAAUGGGCCAAAGUCUAGAGCAGGCAUAUGCCAUGUUCCACCUCGACCACCGCGUCAAAGUGAUCGUCCUGACAGGCGCCGGCCGAAUGUUCUGUGCUGGCUCCGACCUGGAAAUCGGAUUUGACGACAGAGUGGAAAGGGCCAGCGACUUCCGUGACACUGGCGGCCGAGUGGCAUUGGCCAUGCACAGAUGUAGCAAACCCACCAUCGCCGCUCAGCAGGGAUCGGCAGUUGGCGUCGGAAUGACAAUGACAUUGCCAGCGGCGAUUCGAAUCUGCCACGAGCGAAGCAAAUACGGAUUCGUCUUUACCAGACGAGGUCUAACAAUCGAAUCCUGCGCUUCAUUCUUCCUACCCCGUUUAAUUGGAUUCUCCAAAGCAAUGGCUCUCAUAACGACCGGCGGCGUAUAUCCAGGAUCAUCAAAAUAUUUCGGUGAUCUAUUCACGGAAGUUUUGGCUGAUUCAACAUCCGUGCUACCACGGGCUUUGGAGCUCGCGACGGAAAUGGCUCAGAAUGUUAGUCCGCUGGCUUCUGCUAUGAGUCGAUCUUUGAUGUGGGAAGGUCCGGGGUCGCCUGAGGGUGCUCAUCUUCUUGAGUCGAGGGUUUUCCAUCAUAUGGCGGGUCAAAGUGACUAUAAAGAAGGGGUGAAUUCGUUUUUGGAGAAGAGGAAGGCGAAUUUCUUAUCUGAUCCGCAUGCAAACAGCUCGGGGGAUUAUCCGUGGUGGUCUGCGGUUGAUAUUAGUGUUGAGCCGAAGGGGUCGAAGGCUAAGCUGUAA
Messenger RNA from Penicillium salamii, 921 nucleotides. Lineage: Eukaryota; Fungi; Ascomycota; Eurotiomycetes; Eurotiales; Aspergillaceae. The record is from the annotation of a GenBank genome assembly.